Candida tropicalis MYA-3404 is the source of this 1854-nucleotide messenger RNA. RefSeq names its product phosphatidylinositol 4-phosphate-binding protein (gene GGA2). Bases 1 to 1854 code for a protein of 617 amino acids. NCBI's taxonomy places the organism in Eukaryota, Fungi, Ascomycota, Pichiomycetes, Serinales, Debaryomycetaceae. Gene Ontology annotation, molecular function: ubiquitin binding; phosphatidylinositol binding. Gene Ontology annotation, biological process: Golgi to endosome transport; protein transport to vacuole involved in ubiquitin-dependent protein catabolic process via the multivesicular body sorting pathway; Golgi to vacuole transport. The record is from RefSeq and is a predicted model, not a curated record. Gene Ontology annotation, cellular component: trans-Golgi network. The transcript has a single exon.
AUGUCUUCUUCUUCAUCAUCCUAUUCAUUGGAUAAGAUCAAUCCAAAGUUAUUAAGAAGAAUUUACAGAGCUUGUAGACCAACCAAUGAUGAACCAAAUUUAGCAUUGAAUUUAGAAAUUUGUGAUUAUGUUAAUGCUAAAAAAGGGUCAGCACCAAGAGAUGCAGCCAUUGCUGUUGUUAAAUUGAUUGCUCAACGAGAUCCCCAAAUUAGUGAAUUGGCAAUUGCUUUGUUAGAUAAUUUAGUUAAGAAUUGUGGAUAUCCUUUUCAUUUACAAAUUCUGAGAAAAGAAUUCUUGAAUGAAUUGGUCAAAAGAUUUCCUGAAAGACCUCCAAUGAGAUAUACUAGAGUUCAUCGAUUGAUUUUAGCCCAAAUUGAAGAAUGGUAUCAAACUAUUUGUCGUACUUCAAAGUAUAAAGAAGAUUUUGGUUAUAUUAAAGAUAUGCAUAGAUUAUUAUCUAAUAAAGGUUAUGUUUUCCCAGAAGUUAAAGUUGAAGAUGUUGCUGUUUUAAAUCCAACUGAUAAUUUGAAAUCUUUAGAAGAUUUACAAAAAGAAGAAGCCAUUGUUCAUUCUGCUAAAUUACAAGAAUUGAUUAGAAGAGGUAGACCUCAAGACUUACAAGAAGCUAAUAAAUUGAUGAAAAUUAUGGCUGGAUUUAAAGAUGAUAAUGUUCAAGAAAACAAAAAACAAAUUCAACAAGAUAUUAUUAGAUUAACUAGAAAAGUUGAAAUUUUAGGUGAAAUGUUGACUUCAAUUGAAAGUCAAGGUGGUAAAAUUGAUGAUAAUUCCGAUGAAGCAAUUAUUGAAUUGUACUCUGCUGUUAAAAGUUCUCAACCAAUUAUUAAUAAAAUGUUGGAAGAAGGAAAUGAAGACGAUGAAGAAGGUGUUCAUAAAUUAUUGGAAUUGAAUGAUAAUGCCAAUAAAGUGAUUAACAAAUUCCAAUUAUUAAGAGGUGGAAAUGUUGCUGAAGCAAGUAAGAUUAAAACUGGUUCAGCUUCACAAGAAUUGAAUUUGAUUGAUUUUGAUGAUGAACCUGAAGAUGUUUCUGCUUCAAAAGAACAAGGUUAUACUGAUUUAUUAAGUGAUUUAUCUAACUUGACUUUUGGUGAAAACAAUGCUAAUACUUCUAAUGCUAUUGGUUCAAGUGGUGCUCAAGUUAAUCCACUUAAUUUAUAUGGAGCUGGUGGUUCAAUUUCUUUAGGUAACAAUUCAGGAUUUGCUACUCCAACUCCACCUGUUAAUCAAUUACAACAACCAACCCCAACUUCAAGACCAAAUACUACUGCAUCAUCUAAUUUUGACUUGUUGGGUGAUUUGAAUUCCCCAUCUCCACAAUUACAAUCCAAUACUGCUGGUGUUGCACCACAAUCAUCAUCAUCAGCAUCAAACUUUGAUUUGUUGGGUGAUUUAAAUUCUCCAUCUCCUCAAUUACAAUCAAACAAACAAUUAGAUCCAUUUGCUUUACAAUUCCCAUCAUCUACACCAAGUCGAGUCACUACUAAUAACACUGGAUAUUCUAAAAUGAUUCAAGUUGCUCAACCAGGAGGUAUUUUAAAAAUUGAAAUUGGAGUUCAAAAUUCAACUUCAACUUUAUUACAAGGUAAGAUUUUAUUCAGUAAUUUACAAAGUUCAAGUGUUUCUAAUUUAACUUUUUUAAUUGCUGUUCCAAAAAGUUGUAAAUUAGAUUUACGCCCUCAAACUAGUGAUAAAAUGUUUGGAUUUACUAAUCAUGGUAUUCAACAAGAUUUCCAUAUUGAAAAUCCUCAAAGCAAACAAUUGAAAAUUAAAUGGAAAGUUGAAUAUAAAUAUAAUGGUGAAUCUAAAGAAGAUACUGGUGUCAGUGUUUUAGAAUAA